AUGGAGAACGCUAGCGUCCAGAUUGAUGGCAACUUAAUCAUAACGGCGGUGUAUAAUAGCCCCAGUCGCAAAUUCAGUACCAACUGCCUAAGAUUCCUAUUUUCUAGGAAAAACAAAGUAAUAGUUCUAGGCGAUCUAAACGCUAAACAUGAAGAAUGGAACUGCAACUGCAGAAACACCAAUGGAAAUCGUCUAUUCAGUUUCCUUGAAGCUAAUGAUGACGUAAUUUUGAACAUCCCUAACGGACAUACUCAUUUUCCAGACAAUGGAAAAGCGCCGAGUACUAUCGAUUCAAUACUCACUAAGAAUAUUAACUUGAAUAGUAUCCCGGACGCGAGUUCGCUUUCUACCCAGUUACACAAUGUUAGGCAAGAAGGUAAAUCGAUCGAGGAUUUCGCUAAAUUAGUAGAACAACUCUCUUUAGACCUAACUAUUUCACAAGCUGAUAAUUAUAGCGCAGCUUUAGAUGUUUUAAGGCAAGUAAAUGAAAAAAUAGCGAUAAACACUUUUGCCAAUGGUUUGAAGAAUUCCGAGAUAAGAACUAUUAUAAAAGCGAGAAACUACCCAAAUUUAAAGGAUGCUGUAGCUUCAGCCAAAGAGGAAGAGCAGAGAAAUUCCACACACAAUCAAAAUAAAUAUAGGUCAGGUAGACGCUAUUCAGAAAAUAACAAUCGUAGGCAAAAAUUCAACCCGAAUCAUACUACGAAAGAAGGUCGCGGUUGUCGCUCUAAUUACAAUAACAAUAGGAAUAAUAGGAAUUCGAGAUCCCAUCAAGUUUAUAUGACCAAAUCGGACGAUGAAGAAAUGCAAAACGCCGAUAAAAAGUUUUUUCGUUCCUAA
Messenger RNA from Harmonia axyridis, 840 nucleotides. Its product is annotated as GATA zinc finger domain-containing protein 14-like. NCBI's taxonomy places the organism in Eukaryota, Metazoa, Arthropoda, Insecta, Coleoptera, Coccinellidae. Gene Ontology annotation, molecular function: catalytic activity. Bases 1 to 840 code for a protein of 279 amino acids. The transcript is spliced from 3 exons. The record is from RefSeq and is a predicted model, not a curated record.